AUUACGGUAGUGAAUGGAAACACAAAGCAAAUGUGAGACAGAAGCAGUUACAGUAGUAGUUUUGUUGUCGUUGGUUCGGAGUUACUUCUGCUGCUGAAUGCUGGAUGACAUCAGUUUCGGAAACGAUUUUUCUGUAUGCAAUCUGAAACUGCGGUAGUGCAAGGAUGAAGUUUUUCCAAUCUUUUGACAUACAAGUAUUUUAGCUGUGUGAAAAUAGUUUGCAGUUUCUGUAAAGGAUAAUCUUCAACAAUGCAUUCUCUGAGGAAAUGGUUUUACAGACCUAAGAAGGAGGAUAGUUCUAAACUAGCUCUCUUCUAUUGGGCCGAUGAAGAACUCACGAUGGUGGCUACUGAGCUAGACAGCUUUGAUGGACGUACAGAUCCUGAUCGAUGCUCAAUUUUAGUGAGCCAGUUACGGAUUUGUCAAGAUAAAGUACUAAGCAUUUGCAAUGAUAUAAUGGAUGAUGCAAUACCCGAUAUGAGAGCAAAUAGAGAUUUCAGAGCAAAAUUCCCGGAUGAUGUGCUCCAUGAAAAUCUUGCUGGUCAGCUCUGGUUUGGCGCUGAGUGCCUUGCUGCUGGUUCUAAUAUUAUUCACAGAGAACUUGAAAGUGCUAGUAUGAGGCCAUUGGCUAAAGCUUUAACUCGUGCUUUAGAUAAUGUACGAUGCCUUCUGAGAGAGCAGUCAUUAAAGAACUCUCUUGUCUAUUCUGAUAAGGUGCGAGAAGCUUUAAGGAUAUUUGACAGACUUUUUGCAGAGUUUGAACUUUGUUAUGUGAGUGCUAUGGUUCCUAUAAAGAGUGCCAAAGAAUUUCACUUACAGCAAGAAAUUAUUGUACUAUUCUCAGAGACUCUCAUAAGGGCACUAAAAAUUGGAUUGGUAACGCAAGAAAUGGUGGAUGAUUUCGAUCCAUCUCUGAUGUUUACCAUCCCUCGUCUUGCCAUUGUAUGGGGCUUACUAUUAUAUCCUGACGGACCUUUUAAUGUGGAAAAAGAUUCUGCUGAUAUGUCUGAACUAUUCCGGCCAUUUUGUAAUUUACUGUUCAAAAUAAGAGAUUUACUGUGGACAUUGACGGAAUCUGAAUUACGCGCACUGGAAAAGAUGUUAUGCAGUUUAGAAGAGCCCAAAAUUGACGAGAAAUCGAACGUCAUGGACAAUAUUGCUCUAAAAGCGUCGGAAGACCCUGUUCCUUUUCUUAAUAAAAAUCAACUGAAUUCUAAACAAUUCAUUCAUGAUUUUUAUGCCUACAAUUUCGGGAUCCACUUCCCUGAAAACGGCGUUCCAGAAAGUUCCGACGAUAUUUUAGUGCAAGAGAAACAUUCUGUAGAUGUCAAAAAAUCAGAUAAAAGACAUAAUAAUAAUAUUGAAUUCGAAGUAGAGUUCCAGCACACAGCUGGGGCUUAUACCCUCAGGAAAUCGCCCGAAAUUCCAGAGAGUGACAUGGAGACUUUGGUGUCAAGUGAUUUUGGCAUUUCCGAUUAUGAUGAUAUAUUUUGCAAUGCCCAAAAUAGAGACCGGCUGCGGUUCACUUCAAACAGUGGUGCAAGUGAGAGCAGCCGACGGCAUUCACGGAACAAAGAACUGGAGGAUACUUUGUGCGAUGAUGAAUUAAGGACUAAUAAUCAUCAUGUUGGUCAUUCUAAUGCAAAUGGGAUGAUCCUUCAUUCCUCUAGUGAAGUGCCGAAAAUUGUCACAGAAAACUGUUCUUAUUGUGCUACCAACAAUAAUGACCUUUCCCUGGAGCACACUACUGCUUCUCUUGAGAAUCGCCUUAGUAGAUUACACGAAGACUGCACUUGUGGUGUCGACAGCUCUUCAAGAGAACAUUUAACUCCAUCUAGAGAAAUAAUGAGGCAAGUUAUGAGAAGAGUGGAAAUUGUUCCACCUGGACAGCGGAUUGCUGGUUACAGUUCUGUAGAAAAUAGCCCACGUGCUUAUCAUCAUGGCUUGCUAAGUCAUUCCUUUCCUACUCACCCUGCACAUGCACCACAUUGUUCCCACCUUGAGUUAUCCACCUGUCGCAAGAUGAAAAGGGUAUCUCGUCGUCGCAGUAUGAGGAAUUCCUGUGCUCCUAGUGACAGUGAAAUUGCCUCACCCAAACGCUGUAAUACAAACCACCAAAGCGGUAUCCAUUCAGCACCAUCAUGGAUAGCGAAUCCUACGUACAGCUCUCCCCUCACUAUUCCACGUGUGCAGCGUUUGCGUCACGAAGAGGAAAUUGCUACGAAUAGUGAAACAUACUCAUCUUGUUCAAGUUGUCAGAGCAUUUCCAGUGUUUCUAGUCCAGAAUGGGAUUCAACUAGCCCUGAUACCAGUUCAUAUAAUUCUGAAUGUCAGGAUGAUGAAGAAAUUGCUUUGGCUCUUCAAGCAGCUGAAAUAGCUUCACGAAAUAAAGCUAGAGCAAGGUUCAAGAGCAGUCGCGACCUCUUGCAUAAAUUGUUUGUGUGUGUUUCUGGUGUUGCAGAUCAGCUGCAAACUAAUUAUGCAAGCGACUUGCGAAAUAUAUUGAAGUGUGUUUUUGAUAUGAACUGCAACCAGCAAGACUCUUGUGAUAAUUCCAAAUCCCUUGAAAAUCAAAGUGAUAAUCAUGAACAUGGUUUGUUGCACGAGCCCAAUUUUAGCGAGACAAACAACCAUGUAUCAAAUGAUGAAUCCAGUACAGUUCUGAACAACAAUCAGAGAGAUGACGAUGAAAGAGAUCGUAGCUCUGUUGACAGUGCAGAAGAAGCUGUUCCGGACAAUUCUCCCACUCAAUCUCUAGUCAUACCAAAUUUAAUUCAGGAAAAUGAGAACAAUGUUGGUAUUUUAAAUGCAGGACCUCCCGAAUGGAUGCCAGAUGAACUUAGUUCAAACUGCAUGGCUUGCAAAGUACAAUUCACUAUUUUAAGACGAAGGCACCAUUGUAGAAAUUGUGGAAAGAUUUUUUGCUCCCGCUGCAGCUCGAAUUCAAUUCCUCUGCCUCGAUUUGGACAUUUGAAACCAGUUCGUGUUUGUAAUCAAUGUUUCAUGUACCAGCUUACCAAUCUUGUCAUGCAAAGACAAUUGUUUCAGUGAGUUUUCAAACAUAAAUCCUCUAUGCUUUAAUCUGGUGCUAUAUCACGAACGAAUCAGAAAUGAAAAAAAGUUGUCGAGAAGGAAUUUCUCAGGGUCUGAGCAAGUGGUGAAGGGCUCUUCUAUUACUGUUAUGAUAUUGUGAAUGUACAUAUGUCUUAUUCUAGUUACAGUUAAUGAAGAUAUUGCUUUAUGUACGUUGAAAGUGUUGAACUAUAAAUGAAUUACAUCUGGCCCAAGUGUAUUUUUCCCCAUAAUUGUUUUUGGGAGAGUUUUCCUUUGUUUGACUUGACUGAAAGAGAAGAAUGAAGGAACAAUUUUUACUUUCCAUAUUAAAGUUAUUAAAUUAGGCAGUUGCCAUUUUAUUUAGGACCUAAUAGAUUUUAAUGACGGGAAAUAUAUUCAUUAAAAAAUUCAAAUUUGUAAGAUGCUGAAUAAAUUCAUUCUCAUUUAUCUUCACCUUGUUUGGAAUGGUUAGAAUUAUAUAGGUUUUAUUUUGUUAAUUAAUUUUUUUUUUAGCUUUUUAAAACAUAGUGCUGAGAAUUAAUAAUAAACUGGCUGCUGAUGUUAAAAUUAUAUAAAUACAUGAAAAAAAAAAAGAAUUUUAUUAUUUUUAUAUACUUAUAGGACUUUUUAGAAGCCUAAUUUAAAAUAUUUACUUAUGUAUAUCUUCAAAAAAUGAUUUUUAUUUAUUUAUAGGCCUAUAUAUUUUUAAAAUGAUUUUUUUAUUCCAUUUUAUUUCACCGGUGAUAUGCUACAUCAAAGUGCAAAUGUUAAAUGUAUGCAAUGAUUUACAUGUUUAUUUCGUACUUUUUAUUUACAUAAUAGGUUGUGUUUUUAGACAAUGAUAAGUUUUCUGCAAACUUAAACUGAAUGAUAAAAGUUAUCUUUAAGAUGAGCUUUAAAAAUAGGCAGUUUGUUUUCUUAAUUGUCAUUGAUUAAAUGCUUCAUACUUAUUCUUUUUGAUAUAUGAAAAAGGUUGUAUGUGAGACUUAAUGAUUUCUUUUAGUGUAAAUCUUGUAAAUUGAGUUCUUGUUUUUUGGUAGAUUCUGUGUUUCAUAAUAAAAAAAGUGUGUAUAUUGACUAUAUUUCAAGCAUACAGUUUAAAUACUAUUUCACUGAUAAAAUAAUAUUUUUGUACAUAAAGGAGGUGUCAUAAGAUUUGUUUCAACAAAUAUAACAGUGUAUGUUUGAUAUGGUUUUGAAUCUUUAAGCUUUGUUUUGAUUGUUGUGAGCUAUUUACAUUUUGUUCAAUAAA
Molecule: messenger RNA, 4306 nt
Organism: Argiope bruennichi
Lineage: Eukaryota; Metazoa; Arthropoda; Arachnida; Araneae; Araneidae
Product: lateral signaling target protein 2 homolog
Exons: 12
Coding region: 250-3051 (933 amino acids)
Cellular component (GO): early endosome membrane
Molecular function (GO): metal ion binding
Source: RefSeq, a predicted model, not a curated record